Toxotes jaculatrix (banded archerfish) is the source of this 740-nucleotide messenger RNA. It is a transcript of the gene atp6v0e1, whose product is annotated as ATPase H+ transporting V0 subunit e1. NCBI's taxonomy places the organism in Eukaryota, Metazoa, Chordata, Actinopteri, Toxotidae. Gene Ontology annotation, cellular component: proton-transporting V-type ATPase, V0 domain. The record is from RefSeq and is a predicted model, not a curated record. Bases 108 to 353 code for a protein of 81 amino acids. Gene Ontology annotation, biological process: proton transmembrane transport. The transcript has 4 exons. Gene Ontology annotation, molecular function: proton-transporting ATPase activity, rotational mechanism.
CGUGCUGCCUUUUCUCUGCAGUCGGGUACAGCUGGACAGAGGUGGAGUUACCAGAAGUCAGAAGUUUGUAUUUCUGAGGUUUUCUCGUUUUUAAACAAAACACCACCAUGGCGGAAUUAAGGUUUGUGAUCGCCAUGUCUGUGGUGACCCUGUUUUGGGCCAUUGUUGGCGGAGUAGUGCCGUUUUUUAUCCCCAAAGGACCAAACAGAGGAGUGAUAGUCACCAUGCUGGUGUUAACUGCAAUUUGCUGCUACCUGUUCUGGUUAAUAGCAAUUCUGGCCCAGCUGAACCCACUUUUUGGGCCUGCUCUGUCCACUGACACCAUCUGGUACCUUCAGUAUCACUGGCCUUAAUUUACAUUUCCAGGACCCCUGACCAUGCAGCAGGGAAGGACCUGACGCUGCUGCAUACCAAUGGAUGUUUGCUACUCACUCCACGCAGAGAUCAUUCCCUCUGAAAAACUCAGAUCCCUGUGUGAUUAUUGAGUGCCUUGUACAAAAAAAAGUGAUUCCCAAAGGACUUCUGAGAGAUCUCACUGAGCGUAUUUUACUUUAAAUUAAAGCAGCCUUCACUUGAUGUUGUUUGGUUUAUAUAUGAUGUAUACUGUGUUAGUGCUAUUGUUAAUAUGAAUGAGCUUGCCUUCAAAUAGUUGAUGUGUGGCAUGUUUGAUGUGGUCUCUCUUUGUCUGUUAUAUUACUGAUGGAUGUAAUCUAUUGUUAAUUAAUAAAGUAAUAAUCAGA